This is a messenger RNA of Aplosporella prunicola CBS 121167, 1122 nucleotides long. RefSeq lists its product as uncharacterized. The record is from RefSeq and is a predicted model, not a curated record. NCBI's taxonomy places the organism in Eukaryota, Fungi, Ascomycota, Dothideomycetes, Botryosphaeriales, Aplosporellaceae. The transcript has a single exon. Bases 145 to 834 code for a protein of 229 amino acids.
GAAGGACGAAAGACGGAGAACGACGAGCCGCGUGUGCCGAGGUGCCGGAGCAGCUUCCGCGCUGCUCAAAAACGGAGGGCAGAUGACCACCUACCUACCUAGCCAGCUUGACGGAAAGACGGCGAGGAAGCAGCGAAGCGAUGAAUGAGGACGAAGCGAGGGAGCAGAGAGCGGAGGGACGGCACGACACAGCCCAGCCCAGACGAGUACGUGCGGUUUAGCUCAGCUCGCCAGCUCGCUUUGAUAUACAUUGCAGCGGUGGUGGAGGGUCGCGUCGCGGGCGCGCAGUCAAGGCAAUGGCGUGGUGUUGUAUUGCCUUGUCACGCGUCGGUGGAGGCAGCGGAGGCGGCGGCACCUCCAUCGAGGUCACCGAGCAAGGAAGAUCCCUUCCCUCACCCUCACACCAGCCGACCGUUAGACUAUUGUUUCUGUUCAGCCAGCCACCGAGGCGCCCCAAGCCCGCCCAAACAGGCAACCACCCAAGCAGCCCUAGCCCCCCUAGCGCGCAGCCGAGCGAGCCGAGCCGGAACCCGUCCCGUCCCCGUUCCGGAGCGAUCCUAUACGAUGGAGCUGCGGGUUGGGUCGGGUAAGAGCAACCUUAGGUAUAUUGCCGCGCUCCAAUUUAGGCGGAAAUGUCGUGGCUGUUGGCUGGCUGGCUGGCUGAAAGCGAUACAUAUCGCGCCUUCCGAGCCUGGCGACGGCGCUAGGCCCGCCGAGGCAGGCGCCCCGCCGUAUCUGGCCUUCCACUUACGGAGAAGCCUCACACGCUCGCUCUCCCUCUACGUGUCGGCCGGCUUUAAGCCUGCUCUCGCAUCUCCGUCCCAUCUCCGCUAGUCGGGCGUCCUUAGAUGCAUCUACAGGCUCUGCGCCCGCACCAUCGUGGCGUACAGGCCAUGCCGCGCCAUUAACUCGGCAUGGCUCCCUGCCUCGGCGAUGCGGCCUCGCUCGAACACGAAGAUUUUGUCAGCGUGCUGGAUCGUGCUAAGGCGAUGCGCGACUGCGACAGUGGUGCGUCCACUCAUCGCGCGUGACAGCGCCGCUUGCACUAGACGUUCCGAGGCCGUGUCGAGCGCAGAAGUCGCUUCGUCGAGGAGCAGGAUGCGAGGAUCGCGCACCAGUGCU